Pyricularia pennisetigena is the source of this 2271-nucleotide messenger RNA. RefSeq lists its product as uncharacterized. The record is from RefSeq and is a predicted model, not a curated record. The transcript has a single exon. The coding region runs from base 1 to 2271 and encodes 756 amino acids. Gene Ontology annotation, molecular function: ATP hydrolysis activity; single-stranded DNA binding. Gene Ontology annotation, biological process: resolution of meiotic recombination intermediates. NCBI's taxonomy places the organism in Eukaryota, Fungi, Ascomycota, Sordariomycetes, Magnaporthales, Pyriculariaceae. Gene Ontology annotation, cellular component: condensed nuclear chromosome.
AUGAUCUCGGUAAAAGUAGCGCUCCUUGCGCUCCUGGCGCCUGCCGCCCUCGCCGCACCAACGGGUGUGAUCCGGGAAAUCAGAGUGGAUGCAGUGGAUCCAGUGGACGCAGUCGACAAUGUUGAGCCUCCGCCUCGGAACCCACUCGACCGGGUGCACGGAUACCCGGAGCGGCCGAUGGUGGCGCCGCUCAGUGUCGAGUCUGGCACGCAUGCUCUGGCCGCCAGGGACAACAUCUACGACCAGAUCCGACAGCAGGCGUUCAACGCCAAGACUCGCCAAGACAAACAGCAGCAGGAGGUUGACAAGGCUCAAGAUGCCUACAACAAGACCGUGGCCAACCCGGCCGCGUCCAACGCCGACAGGGAAAUAGCCCGGCAGAAGCUCAAGCAAGAGCAGGAUACACUGCAACGCAUGAAGGACGAAGAUCGCAAGGAACGAGCUCGACUGGAGAAGAUUGAGUGCAAAGAAGAGGGACUGAACCGGGAGCAGACGUGCCUAACGGAGCAGGCAUCCCUUCAGAAUGUCACUCAGGAUGCCGCCAAGCAGGAAUGUCAGCGACAGAACAAGCAGGUUGAACGUGAUUGUCGGGCUAGGAAGGGCUUGGUCGGAAACAAUAUACCUCUCGAUUUUGCUCCUCCUCCGCCUGGUCCUGGGGACAUUACCCCCCAGUCCGUGAAUCCCACCGGAGCUGACAACUCUCCCGUUCCUGUGAUCGUGACGCCACCUCUGGCCGAUACUUCUCCCGAUCCCCAGGCCGUUGCCCCUCAGUCAAUUCCACAGCCUGUUGCUCAGCCCGAUCCUCAGGUCGUUGCCCCUCAGGCCGUUGCUCCUCAGUCAAUUCCACAGCCCGUUGCUCAGCCCGAUCCUCAGGUCGUUGCUCCUCAGUCAAUUCCACAGCCCGUUGCUCAGCCCGAUCCUCAGGUCGUUGCCCCUCAGUCAAUCCCUCAGCCUGUUGCUCAGUCCGAUCCUCAGGUCAUUGCCCCUCAGUCAAUCCCUCAGCCUGUUGCUCAGUCCGAUCCUCAGGUCGUUGCGCCUCAGUCUGUUCCUCAGUCUGUCCCUCAAGCUCCUCAGCCAGCUUCUGAAUCCUCCGGCCAAUCCUCGAGGGGCUCUCCAAUCGUUGUCAAUCCCGCCCCACAAGCCGCUCAGCCCGCGGACCCGGCUCCUAUCAUCAUCAAUAACUCCCCUGCACAGGUCGCUCCUCAGACUGCUGGAAGCAGUCCGAUAAUAAUCACGCCACAGACUGGAGAAACUGCCCAGCAGAGAGCGGACCGAUUGGCCAGGGAGGCCGAGGCGGCGCGUCAGGCACAGGCAUCCAGAGACGCGCAGGCCGCCCGAGACAGCGAGGCCGCCAGGCUAGCACAGCAGCAGCAACAACAACAGCAACAAGCGGAUGAAGCCGCCAGGCGUGCACAGCAACAACAGCAACAAGCGGACAGGGACGCUGCCAAGAAAGCACAACAACAACAGCAACAAGCGGAUGAAGCUGCUAGGCGCCAGCAACAACAACAGCAGCAGCAGCAACAACAGCAACAAGCGGAGGCUGCUAGGCGCCAACAACAGGAGCAACAGCGGCAACAGCAGCAGCAACAACAACAAGCGGAGGCUGCUAGGCGCCAGCAACAACAACAGCAACAAGAACAACAACGGCAGCAGCAGCAAAGACAACAAGAGCAACAACGACAACAACAGCAGAGACAACAAGAGCAACAACGACAACAAGAACAACAACGACAACAACAGCAGAGACAACAAGAGCAACAACGACAACAAGAACAACAACGACAACAACAGCAGAGACAACAAGAACAACAACGACAACAGCAGCAGAGACAACAAGAGCAGCAACGACAACAAGAACAACAACGACAACAGCAGCAGAGACAACAAGAGCAGCAACGACAACAAGAACAACAACGACAACAGCAGCAGAGACAACAAGAGCAACAACGACAACAAGAACAACAACGGCAGCAGCAGCAGCAACAGGCCCAACGCGAGGCCUCUAGACGUCAACAACAGCAGCAGCCGCAGCCGCAAGCCGCUUCUUCCCGACAACCCUCGAGGCAGCAACAGCCUUCUAGCUUCACCCAAGCUCAGCAGAACCCGAGACCUCAGUCGAACCCAAGUCAGCAACAGCCUGCUAGGAUGCAACAGCCCACACGACCUCAGCAGAACUCAGGGCAGCAACAACCUGCCAGGACGCAACAGUCUACACGACCUCAGCAGGACUCCAAUCCCAAUAACGGACGGUCGCAGCGCAGGCAGUAA